ACAAGCAAAAUCUAUAAAAGUAAAAGAAAACAGAACAAGAAGGAUAUACAUUGUGUAGGCAAAAUGGGAGUAGAUGAAAUCGGCCUUUGUACAUCACUCCCCCUUCUUUCUCUCAACCAUGUAUCUCUAUUGUGCAGAUCGGUGAGCACUUCGGUUAGGUUCUAUGAAGAUGUCUUGGGCUUCAUUCUCAUAAAGCGGCCCUCUUCUUUCAAUUUUCAUGGAGCUUGGUUGUUCAACUACGGAGUUGGGAUACACCUGCUCGAGAAUAAUUCGGUGGAUGCACAUAUCCCGAGUGUAUCGCGACCCAUUAACCCAAAGGACAACCACAUCUCAUUCCAGUGCACCGACGUCGGACUCGUUAAGAUGAGACUGCGAGAAAUGGGAAUGAAGUAUGUGACGGCAGUGGUUGAGGAAGGGGGGAUCAAGGUAGAUCAGGUGUUCUUCCAUGACCCAGAUGGAUACAUGAUUGAGAUCUGCAACUGCGACAACAUCCCCGUGGUUCCUCUCUCUUCUUGCCCACUCCGAGUGUGCAAGGCCAAGGAAAUAAGUUGCAAGAUGGCUGCCGUCAUUGGUUGCGGAGUGAUGGAGACUAAGAUGAUGGAGAGUUUGAGCACGGAGAUGAUAAACUUUUCGUUUUAAGCUGUGUGAACUGUUGUUUAUUAGAGUAGCUAAGUAGCUAUAGCAUAUUUCUGUUAACUAAUGUGUGGCUUUUGUUUUGGUCUCUCAUCAAGUUUGAGACGAAACUUGGACAUGCUUGUAUUUUGUUUAAUGAGAAGAAUAACUAUUAAAUAUAUUAUCGAACAUUAUAGGCUCUUUUCAGCUAGGGUUUGAUAGGUUCUAGAAUGAAAACUUUUUACAGUCAAGAACUCAGUCCAAUGAUCGAACAGAAUAUGGCAAUAUAUGGACAUUUUACGUCUGCUGCCACCACCGUCGCACAAAUUCUUGCAACUGCGGAGAACAUGGACAAAGAUUGGCUCUCUACGUUCGACAUCCUUGUGCUGUCCACAGGGCGAAGGUAGAACAAGACACGGAAUGAUCUGGUAGGUGUUUGGAAAAAAAACGGUUAUUACAUCAGUGCUAUGUGUACGUGUUUUCUGAAGAAAAGCUCACCGUUUGGUUGGAAGUUUUUCAAAAAACGUUUUUUCAGAUCACCUCUUGAAAUUUGGGGAGGGUAUGGUCUAAGAAAACGCCUUUUCUCUGUUUUCCUUCUUUUCUAUCAUUAGUAUGAUGUUGAAAAAUGUCUA
Nelumbo nucifera (sacred lotus) is the source of this 1244-nucleotide messenger RNA. RefSeq names its product glyoxylase I 4-like. Lineage: Eukaryota; Viridiplantae; Streptophyta; Magnoliopsida; Proteales; Nelumbonaceae. The record is from RefSeq and is a predicted model, not a curated record.